This is a messenger RNA of Stegostoma tigrinum, 5107 nucleotides long. RefSeq names its product adaptor related protein complex 5 subunit beta 1 (gene ap5b1). Gene Ontology annotation, biological process: endosomal transport. Lineage: Eukaryota; Metazoa; Chordata; Chondrichthyes; Orectolobiformes; Stegostomatidae. The record is from RefSeq and is a predicted model, not a curated record. The transcript has 4 exons. The coding region runs from base 891 to 3668 and encodes 925 amino acids. Gene Ontology annotation, cellular component: lysosomal membrane; AP-type membrane coat adaptor complex.
GUGACGCGAGGAGCGUAGGUCGCGGCCUAUCCCGAGGAUGGCGUUGGGGUAGGAGUAGGCUCUGGCGCUGGAGGAAUUGGCGUCUCUCAGUCUUUGCCGCCCCUGCACAGAAGUCGUGGCUCCCACCGGGCCUCUUAUCCAGGCAGGCAUUCGCUUAAUUAGCGGCACAGUGAUGUAGAAACUCAGCAGGCCUAGAAGGAGAAACAGAGUUAGCGUUUGCAGUCCGAGCUCACUUCUUUGGGGGUGUGGGAGGGAUGUUGGAUAUGAGUGGGUAUUUGUGUUCGUAAGUAAGGAGGGAGAGCAAGAGAAAUAGAUGGUAAAGGUGCCCAGAACAAGAAGCAAAGGGUGUUAAUGGCUGUAGAGAUAUAAUUUUAAAGUAGGUGGUAGUUUCAGAAAAUGCAUCAACAGUACUGAGAGUAAACCCAUUGACGGAGACACUGACCUUGUGGGGAAGGAGUUAUCAAAAUACAGGAUGCUUCACCCUCUGAAGUCGUUGAGCUCCAUGUUGGAGCGUGAGAGCCGUAAAGUAGCACUGUAGCAGUAUUAGGUUUAUGUUUGAGAAAGUUUACUAGGCUGCUAAUUGAUGUUUCCCCCCAAAGCUGCUGUAGCAUUCUCUAUGUUGGUGUGCUGAUGCCAGUUGUAGCAUUGACAUCUGGAUCUGAAAGUCACUGCACAAGAGCCUUGGAGAUACAUGUAAAAGAAAGUUUUAAGGUGUCUGGUAAAACAAGCAGUGGUAGCCAGUGGUUAGGGUUCAAAAUACACUGCCUGAGUGUGUGGAUGAAGGGGGUCAAAUUGACUUACAAUGAAGAAUUGAAUUAUCCUCUGAAAAGGAAGAAUAUGCAGGGCUGUGGAGGAAAAUGAUUAGGGAAUGACAUUAAUAAUCCAGUGCCAUGGCCGUGUCAAAUUCUGCAUGGUCCCAGAAAGUAGCAGCAUUCUAUGCCAAUCCAUCGCAUUUUCUUGCCAGUACGACAGCUGAGAACUUUGUUUGCGACCUGCUGAGGGUCCUGGCAGAUGAGAAGAUCAGUGAAAAUGUAAAGGUUCAGGUUCUCGGGAUAAUUCAAGAGUUCCCAGAAUGGCUGUUCACCAGCUCUCAGGUGGCUGAGCAAGCAGCAGAGUCUAUCUUCAGCAUUUAUUCGCAGCUGCCCUUUGUACCCAAGUCAGUCACUCUGAAAUGUCACUUGCUGCUUUCAGUCACCACCAUAGUCAUUGCCACUGACCACCUGACCAGCAUUGAGAAAAUACUGAACAACCUGAUGAGCCAACUGCUUGAUGCAGUGUGUGAUGCUAACGAUUGCAAAUACGGGGGACAUUUCCGACCUCUCAGGGCCGUAGCGUGCAACUGCCUUCGAGAAUUUGAAAUGUGCUACCCAGGGCUGCUGUCAACGAAACUGGAGAUUCUACGUACCCUCCAGCAAAAGGAAGUCAGUCCGCUGCACCAGAUCUACACACUGCUGUACAUACAAGUGUUGAAAAAUGCAAUCCACACACUCUCGCAGUCACACGUUGUGUCAGAGGGAGCCAUCCGUGAACUGUUGACUAGGAACGAGGAAAUCAAAUGGGAAGUGAUGAAAAAGCCACAGGAUUUAUUAGGCAUCACUGCAACCACCAAUCUGUGUCCAUUACCGGUUACCGUUGAAACUAAGGAGUUGAAGUCUUCCGUGACUUUGCUGCUGGAGGAGUCCUUCCUCCUAACUCCAGUAUCCCAAGCUGCAUUGUUUCAUGAGUUGAUCCAGGUGGUCCUUAUGGUGCGCUCACUUUCUCCGGCCAUUUUCCGAUCCCAGUUACUCCGUCUGUUUGGGACAAUGGAUAUCUCCUUGAUGCAUACCAUGCUGCAUAUGAAGGCAAGCUUCACUGACAGUCUUUUCAGUGCUGAGGAUGAGAACUUCUUGUUGAAGCGUCUAGUCUGCAUGGCCCAGCACCCAUUGUUGAGCAAUCCCCUCAAGCUCUUCUACAUGGAUUGCUUACUUCAUUUCCCUGAAAACCGUCCCAUUAAUUCUAACCUCGAAGAGAAUCUUCCAGUGUUGUUCACGCCAAAGAUGGCAGCUUGCCUUUUUCCCACACUAUUUAAUGAUAGCAGCACAAUGCUGUCACGUCUCAACUUGGUGAGUCUUAUGUGCCUUGACAGUGCUGAGGAGGAAAGAGGACUUGCUGAGAUCUUUGAUUACCUUGUGUCCUUAUAUAAACUGGUGGAUGCCGAUGGAAGCCGAGGACAUACUGUGACAUUUUUCCAAGUUGUGUAUAUAUUUGUGAGUUGCUUCCACGCCAUUGAAAUUUACAUGUCAGAGCUAACGCAAUAUAUGGUUAAACUGUACCAGAGACAUUGCACCUUAGCUCCACACAUGAUUAAUCUCAUCGACAGCAUUCAGCAGCUCUUGGAAGAUUCAAAGUGGCCUGUUUCAUUGGGGGAGGCUUUGCGCAAGUUGAUCGUGGAACUCCCAUCCAAGCAACUAUCUCCUCAUAAGCUCAUAUGGCACUUCAAGAUCCUUGCAAGAGUGGCCAAAGAACCCACUGUAACCCAGAAGGCAACAGUUCAGUUUUUACUGAACGUUGUUCGAGCUUCUGACAUGUGCAGGCUGGGUGAGUGGAGGAUGGGUAACGCAGUCUUGUCUGUUUGCAGAAGCAUUCUGCAUCACCAGAACUUGAAGCCCAUCUUCAGUGACCUUGCAGACCUCCUGCAGCACAUUCAUGUCCAGUUCCAGGACAUUGACAUUCAGGAUCAUGCCCAUUUCUAUUAUGCUUUACUCACCUGCCUCUCCCACGAGAAGCUGGCAGGAAUUGUCGCACCAGGGUCCGGCAAUUGUAAUCGGGCAAAGGCGCGAUCACUCUCAUCCCUAAUGUCAGAGAGUGCAGGUCACUCCAUCUCUGUUCUUCCAAUAAAACACCCAGUACUGAAAGUGAUUCCAGUCCCAGAAGGUCCUUCCAACAACAAUCCAUCUGCAGACACAGACAUGAGCUACUAUGAGGAAGAUUCCUUGGAGAAAUACUUGAAUCAAUUUCAAAACGUUGGGUUUGCUUCUGCCGUUGUGAUGAAAUUCCAUUUGACUUUUGUAGAGAAAGUCGAUCCUGAUUAUCACAAAAUCUACACUGUGCAUUUACAUUUUGACCUGAACAGCACUCACUAUGAGCCAUUGAGUGAUCUCCAUGUCCCCUGUCUCUUCCUGAACAGAAAUCCUCAUGUUUUCUCCUUGGCUUUCAAGCCACAUCUCCCUUUUCCUGUCACUUUACACACGAGAGCAGUCUUUACCACGGAGGAUGGCAGUACAUGUUGUAGCCAGCUCGAGCCUGUUGACAUUGGCUUUGCCCGUUUGUUCCUGGCCCCUCCCGUUCCGACAAAUUGGCCGUCGAAAAUGAAAGCUCAACUGUUUAACCAGUUGUGGGAAUGCUUGCUGCAGACUGGAUCCAGCCAGUCUGUUCUCAGUCGCUUCUGUUUUACAAUAGCUCAGAGACCUCUGAGUGAACUCACAAACUUGCACUUUAAAAAAUAUGUGGUUUCUCAGCAAUCUGACCCAGAGUCUUACCAAAUUUUUCUGUUCCUACCCCCUCGAGUCCAUCUUUUGCUCAGUGUGGAGCAGGUGUACAAUGUGGCAAAAGUCGACAUUGUCACUGAUAACUGGCAGCUUUUACCCUUCAUUAAUUCUUAUCUGAUUGACAUAACGUCUGAAAAAUAGCUGCUGCGAGCUUGGUGGUCUGAACACAGUGCAGUUAUUAAGCUAUUUCUGUGUGGUACCACUUUGAAUGUACUUCCUUAUUUAAGCUACAAGUUUGUGAUCUGGGAUUAUUGCUGAGUGUGUGAUGCCUGCUCUAAGUUGCUGAGUGCGACAUUUUGAGACAAAUGCUAAGUUAAUAUCAUUCUGUUUUCUUUAAUGUCAUCUUAACGGCAUAGGAUUUACUCUAAAUGCAGGUAAUUUUGUCCAGAAAAUCCCCAGUUUAAUGUCCUGAGUGGGUUGAAUAAGCUGAUGUCAAUCCCUGUCAUUACAGAACCUAUGUAAGGGGUUCCCUAAGGGUGGAUAACAUCAAACCAGCCAGGUUUCUUGUUGGUCAAACAGUGAUGUCCUUGUAAAACCUAGACAUCAGUUGGAAAGGAUAGGAUCUGCAUUGGAAAUGAUGCUUUUUGUAACUCAAGAGUCUGUGUUGCUUCCUGACACACUUACACGUGACACAUGUUGCAUUCGGCAGCUAGUGCCAUUGGAAGUGGACUGGCGAAGGUUGAUACCUUCAGAAGCAGAGCGAUCGACAGGGAUGAGGAAAGUUAGUAUGGAUUCAAUGGUUUGAAUGGCCUGCUUCCACACUGUAGGGAUUCAAAAUCAAUGAGUAUUUGCUAUUUUCCUUUUAAUUCAUCAACUUUGGUAUUGUACAUAAAAGAAACAAAUAUUUUUAUAUAUGGCUUGAUAAUUCUCAGAUGUUUUGUGUUUUCCUUGUAAUUUCAUUCUAAUUCUGUUGAAGGGAGCCAUAUGUUACGAGAGGAUGACUGUAUAAAAUAACGUGUCAAUCCAGAGUUCACAGCAUACAAAGCCUCAGUGUUGACAAAGCCCCGUCCUUUUAUCUCCUUUCCUAAAUGGCCGGGCCGGAGAGAUGCCCAGUCUGCAGCAUUGCUGGGGAAAGUGCCUGCUGUCGCAGUGCAUUGUUCACUGUUCACUGCUCACUGAGUGUAUCUCCGAGCAGCUGUCUUAAAUCCCCUUCCACACCAAAGACUGAAAAUCAAUCUGGCUCUGUAGCAUUCCCAGGGUAGAGUUGGAGGCAAUGGGAGCACAGCUGAUUGCAGGGCGAAACAAAUACGCCAUGAAUUUCCAGUUGUGGCCACACUGAAAUAACCAUUCAGUUUCUUCAGCAUUUACUCUUGAGCUAAGAUUGUUUGUGUGUUCCCAUUGAUCUCUGUAUGAAUCAGAGCAGUGCAAUAAUCAUUGACUACAUUAUGUAACUCUAACUUGUCAAGGCCUUCUCAGGAAGAAUUACGCAGCGAAUGGCUGUCAGUUAUUUUGUUGAGUUGAAACAGGCGCAAUGUGUGUAUGUCUCCUUUCUGUCCACAAAAAGAGGAGCCUCUUGUUUAAUAAAUGUCGCUCUCAGUGCACCAAAGUGUACUGCAUUGCAGUGCAAGUCCUGUUAAGAA